CAGCUGGUCUCCAGCAUCUAUAGCUCAGCCCGUCCCGAGUAAAGUGUCGGCCGGCGGCUUUUCUCCCUCCCUUCCUCUCUCAGCUUUACUAACACUCCGAGGAAGAGUUAAUAACCGUUCACCCCGGGAACAUCAAUACACAAUGGAACAUAGCAUGAAAAAAACCCUGAGCUGGGAAACCAGGGAGCAGCUCAAAGAAAGGUUGGCCUUGCUGAAGAAAGAAUACGCAAAAACUGUCCAUAAGUUGCAGCGUGCGCAGAAAGCCGAACGGGUGCGAAAUCAUGUUAAAAGCACCAUUACUCAUCAGAAUCAAUUGUUGGAAGAGCAGACCAUAACUCAGUUCGAGACUGGUGAGGCCUCAUCAUUUUUGGAUACAAAUCAGUCAAGCACCUCACAUCAAAGAAGUCAAGUCCCAGUAGAAGAAAGUAAAGAGAGAAAAUCAGCAGUGACCUUUAAUCUUGAACCGGAAAUCAUAGAAGUCAUUAAUAGCCCAAAUGUGACUUUGACAAGUACAUUUGAAUUUGCUGAACAGCCUUCAGCAGAACCCUUCCCUUCCCCAGUUGUGGAAACGAUUCCCAUCACAAAUAUAGACAGUCAAGUUCACAGUCGCCUAAAACUGAAAAAAAAGAGGUCAUGUGAAGUACUGAGAAAGGAAGCAGCAAGUGAGCAGAAUGAAUCUCUGGCUGCUGAUGGAAAAUCCUGUGAUAAAGAAAUAGAGGAACUGAAUUCACCUGUUAACAAAGAGUCUGUAAGAUCUUCCAUCUUUAACAGAGGCAAAAAUGUCUCUAAAUCAGUAUGUGGAGGUGUAAAGGAGAAUGUGGAACAUAGAAUAUUCCUUGGUUCUCCUGAAGGUGAAGAACAUUUUGAAUUAUUAAAAAAUGGAGUACAAGAGGUGAAAGGCAAUUGUUUAACCUUACCUGUGAGCAGAACUGUGAAUGGCUCUGUUUACUGCAGUUCUGGUGAUAAGUCUACAAUAGUGUCUACUUGUGAAAAUAAAGCUUUCAGUCCUAGGGAAUUAAAGGUCCUAACUGAAGAUGCCCAACAACAGCAAGCAAAGCAAAACUGCUCUGAGGAUCUCACUGAAGCUUUGGAGAGCAAUCUUGCAAAAGAGUCAAUAAUGUUAGAUUCAGAUUGUCUGCAGGCAAGUACUGCUGUAGCUGAAGUUUCAGAAGAGACCUCACUGAACUCAUGUACACUUGUCGAGGGCCUUCUCUUCCCUGUUGAAUACUAUGUACGAACAACUCGACGCAUGACCAGCUGUCAGCGACAAGUGGAUCUGGAUGCAGUGAUUCACAGCCACUUGGGAAAGUGCAGAAAUGGUGGUAAAGGAAGAUAUAAGAAAUCCUCACAUGAACAGAGCAAUCCUGUAAAAGGCUUCCCCAAGGCUGAGGGAGAGCUCAACAACACAUUAUUACUUUUUAACAGUCAGGAGGAUGGUAUUGCUGGAUCUGAUGCAGCUUCUUCACAGCAGGACUCAAUAUACCCCUCGAAUAUUGACAUUGAUUCUCAGGAUAUUAAAUCAAAUCCUGAAAAAAGGAGAAACAGUAGUAGAGAAGAAUCUAUAAAAUCCAAGCUCACAGAUACUGAAGUGUUUAAAGAUGAGUUUGUAGCAUGGACUUUAAAUAACCCCAGAAUUCCUGAUGUUCAAUGUGCUAUGUCUUCUAAAGUUCAAAGCAAGAAAGAGAGCAAGGAGAAAGAAAGUAGUUCUUGUCAGCCAGUGACCGAUGCUAACAAAUUGUGUGGAAGUGCUGUAAAUAAGUUGGAUGAUCGUGUUUUUUCAAAUAUUACUGACUUUACUAUGAAGAGUGCCAGUCUGUCUCAAAAUGAUUCUGACCAUAUUGUGGAUUCACUACAGAACGCCGAAAGCCAGACCAGUGAUAUUUUAGUAGGGCCUUUCAAAGAGGAUUCAAUUGAUCCAUCAACAGUACAAGAGGACACUGCAUUGACUUUGUCAGAGCAUCAUUUAAACUUAAAUAGUGAUACUGACAGUCAGGAAUUGAUCCCAGAGACUCAGCAAGAUUCGUUUUUUAGCACAGCAAGGAAGAAGAGUUUCAGAGGUACAAAGCAGUCUUUUCCAUUGGGAAUUGAUUCAAAGACAGAAGAAUCUUUGUGCCAAGUGUCUCAGCCCAAAAGGAGAGUGAGGCUGACAAAAGGUAACUCUUAUCGCAAAACACGUGCCAUCUCUAGGAAGUUCAACACAGGACUUGACGAGGGAACCCUGACGUGUUCAGAACCAUUACUCCCUGUCAAAAAGCCUAUCAUCCAAAAGCUUUUUCACAGUCUGGAGGUCCAGGAUUUUGAUCUCCCUGAUGAGGAAUAUGGUCAACUUAAAGAGAAGUUAAGAGCAGAGACAUUGAAGAAAUCAUCUCAUCCUUCGCAGUACAAUAUGGUUAAUGGUGCUGUGGGAACACAGGUGAAAACUGAGAAUUGGGAUAUGGGAAAAUGUGACAGCCCACAUUCCCAGGACAUCAGUCAAGCUGUAGAAAACCUUGAAGAACACCUGCUACAAAAGAGUUUUGACUGUAAGGAACUGAACAGGACCCCAGAAAAACCAGCAUUAAAUGAUGUCGUUUGUCCUUAUGGUCAGAAAACUCCAAAACGUACACCUAACCAUAAAUUAUCUUCUAGUGUUCUGCUGUCAACACCUUCCUGUACUUCACAGUCAGGGCGGAUCCACCAGUGUGAACAAGGUGCAAUUAGCCCUGUUUUUCCUUCGCUUGGUUUAACUCCUGCAUUUAGUUCUCCAACCCUUUCUCAAAUCAGCUGUGGAAACCAGAACACAUCCCAAAUUGGCACACUACCACACACAUGUAAAGAUGUUAAGAAUAAUAGCAACUGUGAUGAAGAGUUACAAACAUCUGGUGAAGGAGAGGUGCCAUUAACAAAUGAAAAAGGCACUCCAUCUGCAAGGGAAUAUUUAGGAAAGGAAGAACAACCUGCAGAGUGCUGCCAUGUCAAUCAGUCAGAGAUGGUGAAUGAGGAUAAUGCUGUGGAAUAUAUUGAAGAGGAGAAUAAUGAUGCAUUGACUCCUCCGCUUGGCAACCGGUUACAGCAAAAGCCAGAGAGGCAAACAUUGCACCUAAUUUCCAAGAUACAGAAUCCAUCAACCUCCUGUAUUAUUGACUUAUGUACAGUAUUUUGGAUGGUGAAAGAGGCUAAAACAUUAUGCAUUGCCUGUGCUUGUGAAACAGCAGUGUUCUUGUGGGCCCCACAGCAGCUAAGCCAGUGGACUAAUAUCCAUAUGUGGGUCUUUGAUAAAGUUCCAAUAAUUGAACUCAUCCCCAUUCCAGAUGCUGUGAACAUCCUGUGUGUGGCCUUUGGAAAUCUGGAGAUAAGAGAAGUCAAAGUAUUGCACUCUGUGGAGAGAAACUGCUUGGAACACACCCUGCUGCAGACAGGAGAUAUAAAUGCGUUGCUUGGGUUGCCUGGAAGGAGGCUGGUCUGCUCUUGUGGCACACUUCAAAGUCAGCACAUAGAAUUGAACAUCCUAUCCAAAGAAGGAAGGCGUGAACAAUGUAUGCAAUUGGUUCCACCCAAUGAGAUGGUGCUAGCUUUCAGUGAAGUCAAAGGAGAGGCAGAAGCUUUGAUUGGAUCGACAAUAAUGAGCAAUAUUGUCAUUUGGAACUUAAAGACUGGACAUCUUCUGAAGAAAAUCCAUUUAAGUGAAAGCUACCCGGGCACUGUCUGCCAGAAGGCCUAUUCAGAGUCUGGCAUAUUGUUCGUACUCUUCAGUCAUCGGUAUGUUGGCAAUUGUGAUGGAUCUGGUGGAAAUAGAGUCUGUGUUUUAAGAAUGGUUGGUGUCAAUCCUAUGAAUGGUAAAAGUAGACCUGUCAUGUCCUAUAUGCUUCCACUGGAAUGCCACGGAAGGUACCUUGUCGGAGGUGUGAAAGAUCAGUCCAUUGCAGCAAUUGUAACCCCUGGAACCCUGAUUCUUUGGGAUGUACUUUCUGGCCACAUCACGACCAUUCUACACCAUGGCCCCAAUGCAUACUGGUCACUUUUCCACUGGGCAGAAGCCAAUUCCUGCCUCCUGGCCAGAAAGAAUGACCAAACUGUAUAUAUCUAUAAAUAUGUGGGAACUGGAAUGGAUCAAGUAUGAUGGUAUUACUGCAUCAAGACAGAUGCAAGAAAAGCAGCUUCUGCAUCUAUUUAUUUAUUUGAAAUCUUUUACCUAAUCAGUUGAAUGAAAGCACCAAAUAAUAUGUUUUUAGGACAAAACAUUGCAGUGUGAAGAAGACUACUUUUGUUUGCUGUGUACUAUGUAAAGUUGUAUUACAAUUUAGAUUGAUGUACUGAACUGUUGUAUAGUGUCUGUUAUUGCUGUCAGGGAAAGCCAGAUUUGAAAUCAGGACUGGCCAAUUUCAGCAAAAUGUUCGGAGGAUACUUAGUGUACGAUAUAGAAAAUCCCCUUUAGGUGAGUAAUAGACACCAUUUUUCUUUCCAAAUGUACUGUCUAGGUAAUUUGAGAUAAGUAUUGUGAACUUCCUGUGUCAUAAUUUUACAUUGAAGGGAUCAUUCUUACUCAGUUUCACAAAUGGUUUUUCUUUGUUAACAGAGUUCAGUCCUGAAAAUAUCAGAUGGAAACAUCUGCAUUAUCUUCACAUGUUAAAAACCAUUAUAGUUAAUUUGGGAUUUACAGCUUGAAACGAGUAAGGGGAUAUCACCAUAUAUUUUGUUUUGAUCAUUUGAGUGUAAAAGUAUGAGUAAGAACAGUAGUACCAUCACAGCUGUUUACUAAUAAUGAAAGAUAGAUGACCAAUCAGUUCUGUGUUCCAGCUCACAAGCUGUCUUCAUUCACGUGGCCAGCCUCCUUCAAUUGUGCAGCUGUCUAUGAACAGGUAUUGUUGAUCAGGGUAAAGUUGUAUGUUGACAGCAUCAUUGCAAGGGGCAUCAUUUAAUAUUGUCCCAAGAAAUGGUGAGUAGAGUGGCUAGAAAACAUCCUUGCUUCCUCUCAGUAUUAGAAAGUUAAUUAUCACCAGUCACAACUUACUAGUAGAGCAGCAUUUGUCAAGGCAUCAAGAACUCUAGCUCACUUAAUCAAAUAUGAACUGUCCACAGAACAAUCAAUAUGAAUAUAAGAACAGAUAGAAAUAUUGCAUGCGAGAAUAUAAGCAAGUACUUACCUGCAGUGAUUGAAGACACACCAGCCUAAAAAACUAGAUAUGAAGAAUAUUGUUGACAAGACUGACAAUUCAAACAAGUUGGAAAUAUGUUGUAGAUAGUUUGGGAUUUUCAAGCAGUUUGCAUUUAUUGAGAAUUGUCAUAACAUCUGCAGUGAUGUAUGAUUGGACAAUUCCAUUUGCAGUCCCCUGAAUUAAUACUUUAAGAGGGUGGAUGGAGAGGUACCAGCUUUUGCUCAGGCAGUGGCUGUUGGAAGAAUGAUAAAAGAAGAAUCUGGGCCCAUUCCACGCUGCUGGUUGUAACAGUCAGAGCUAAGUUAGUUGUAGGUUCAAGUCCACUGCAGAAACCUGAGCUCAGAAAUCUGUGCCAAUACUUGAGGGCUCUACUGAAGGAAUGUUGACUUUUGCAUGAGGUUUGAAACCAAGAACCUAAAUACUUUAUUAUGCAGAAAUAAAAGAUCCAAGAUUUGAUCUAUUAUAAAUUUUUGAUUGGAAGUGAGACCCAGCAUGGAGAGAAUUAAAAAAUGAAAAGUGUAAAAGCACUAAUGAUAAAGAAUAAUAAAGAGUAAUUAUAAUUAAAGCUAAUGAUAUUGUACAUAU
This is a messenger RNA of Hemiscyllium ocellatum (epaulette shark), 5720 nucleotides long. RefSeq names its product partner and localizer of BRCA2 (gene palb2). The transcript has 14 exons. The record is from RefSeq and is a predicted model, not a curated record. Gene Ontology annotation, cellular component: nucleoplasm. Gene Ontology annotation, molecular function: protein binding; DNA binding. Gene Ontology annotation, biological process: double-strand break repair via homologous recombination. The coding region runs from base 143 to 4099 and encodes 1318 amino acids. NCBI's taxonomy places the organism in Eukaryota, Metazoa, Chordata, Chondrichthyes, Orectolobiformes, Hemiscylliidae.